AUGGAUGUGCGCACUCAGCGAUCACAGGGCUUUGGUUUUGUGAAAUUCGCCAACCCAGAGGAUGCAUUGCGGGCCCGGAUCGAACUCAAGGAUGCACUUAUCUGUGGACGGCCCUUUGUCAUGGAGCAAGCGCGGCGCUCGCGUGGCUGGUCGCCGAGCCCGGGUACCUACAAAGGACGGCGUGAAAACGAUUUUACCCGACAACCGCGGAGAUUCCCAGAUGACCUUCGUGACCGUGAUCGGCCCCGUUUUGAUGACCGCGACCGGGCCCGCUUUGAUGACCGCGACCGGCCCCGCUUCGAUGACCGCGAUCGGCCCCGCUUCGAUGACCGCGAUCGACCCCGCUUCGAUGACCGCGAUCGGCCCCGUUUUGAUGACCGUGAUCGGCCCCGCUUCGAUGACCGCGAUCGACCCCGCUUCGAUGACCGCGAUCGGCCCCGUUUUGAUGACCGUGAUAGACCCUGGUACCCAGAACACAGACAGCCUACCACGACCGAUCCAUAUGCAGGACAGCCUCCGCCUCGCUUGAUGGAGCGACCUUCGCCAGCCCGCCGAGACUUCCCAACCCCAGCCUACGACGCAGACCGCCGUGCUGAUGGCCCCUCCAGGGCGUACGACCAGCGCAUAGCCCCACCCCCGCCAGAGGCACGCCAGGCGUUUGACCGCUACGGAUCAUCCACCUAUGCCAGCGAUAGUAGCCGCAGCCGUGAGCCGUUGUCAUCCAGCACUGCCUACGUGCCGCCUCAAGCAGACUAUGCCAGUGGCCAAGUCCGUCCGUCUCACUCCAACUAUACCCGUGAUGCCCCACCUCCACGAGAGAUGCACACCUCAACUUACAGCCACGACCAGCCGCACUAUAUGCACGAUGCCUACCGUCGCGAACCGAUGGCUCCGCCCUCGCGCACUGGGGAGCUGCGCGACCCUUUACCCCGAGAACGUGAUGCGCAAUAUCGGAGGGCGCCAUCGCCUCGUCAAGAAGCUUACGAGCGCCCUGUUCCUCGCGGCUACGAGCGUGAGCACACUCGAGCAGCCCCAGCUACCGGCCUCGACUAUGUGGGUGUCGCCCCACCCCCGACGCGUGAUUAUGUGCGGGCCGCCCCACCCCCACAGCGAGACCAUGCUCGCUACUGA
This is a messenger RNA of Monosiga brevicollis MX1, 1131 nucleotides long. RefSeq lists its product as uncharacterized. The transcript has 4 exons. The record is from RefSeq and is a predicted model, not a curated record. Bases 1 to 1131 code for a protein of 376 amino acids. Gene Ontology annotation, molecular function: RNA binding. Lineage: Eukaryota; Choanoflagellata; Craspedida; Salpingoecidae.